Caenorhabditis auriculariae is the source of this 9061-nucleotide messenger RNA. NCBI's taxonomy places the organism in Eukaryota, Metazoa, Nematoda, Chromadorea, Rhabditida, Rhabditidae. The record is from the annotation of a GenBank genome assembly.
AUGUCAUCUCUUCAGUAUGUUUUAUCUCUUUUGGUUUGGUCCUCAACAAGUGCCCUUCAUCUACCUCAACCUUGUUUUUUGAAGUGUAAGGACAACUAUGUGAGUUUUUUCUUAGAGCUCAGACUUCUUAAAAUGAAAAAAUGUUCACUUUUUGAAGUUUUUCAAUGACACUGUUGUAAACGAAGAUUAUAUCACAAGGAAGAAACGUUUAACUGACACUCCUCACAUAGACUUGAGAUUACGGAUUUUUUUGAAUUAGCUUAUUUUUUUGAAAAUGAAGACCUUUUUCCACAUUUUCUUAGGUCUUCGCCUUUGGAAAAAAAGAAAACGUGUAGGUGACCGUUUAUUAAACUCUGAAAAAAUGGCUGGGCUAAAUAUUUAAGAGCGAAUCUCCUGAGAAGAGUCUGAUAUUAUUGACCUUCUUAGAAUCGGACUAUAAUGGUUUUCAAGUUCGUUUUUUUGUUUUGAGAAACCAGUCAAGUAGAAAGAAAAUAAUUCAAAGAGAUUUGAAAGAAGUGAGUAAUACCCUAGAGGCUGUUGCAGUAGUAAUUUGGAUGAAUAAUUGCAGAUGAACGGCAUGCAAGAUGACAUGGGCGAUUUCAACGAGUGGACAACGGACAUGGUCACUCCGCUACAUGCUCUGCUCAAGUAAACCCAUUAGAAGAAGCCGAAUAAAGAAUGAAGUCGUUUUAGGUCGGGCAAAGGCCGAAUGAUGGCUCGACUUACUAGGGCGUGCAGGUGAAAAAGCUUUUUUUUUCUGAUUUUUUUUUCGUUAUUGGUCUUUUUUUCUGGAAAUGAUGUUUUAUGUUUCAUUGAAUCAUACAGGGACCUCUGAUUGAGAUUUCAACAAGGCUUCCAAGACGAUUUUAUCACUCACGCUGAAUCGAAAGAAUUUUCAAAGUUUGAAGAGUUUUUUUGAUAAAUUUUUUAACUUUGCUAGUCAACUUGGACUUAUCAUUGAAAGUCAAAAACUUGAAAAAGAAAAGAAUCACAAGAACUAGCUUCCUCUCUGCAGAAUUUUCUUCUUGCAUUGCCUACGAUCAAAAAAAAAAAGGCCCACGCGUUAUAAACCAAUUCACCGCUGCUUUAUCUUCGCUUCCUGCAAAAGACCGAAAAUUUAACUCUAUUUCCAGAAGGAACGACGAAUAUACGCGCUGCUUAGAGCUGUGUCCCAACGUUCCAGCCAAGCAGAUUUUGAUCAAAGGACAGAAUGUUUGGCAUAUUUUGUGCCACGAUUUCAAAAAUGAGACAGGUGACUUGUAGUUGAGAUUAAUUGACUUAACUCUAGAAGUUUUUUUGAAAGUUUUUUUGAAGCGCAAUUUCAAUAUGAAUUUCUCAGAAUGAACAACUUCAUAAAUGUAUAAAUUUUGAAAUCCAGAAGAUGAGUCCUGUUAUCUGAAAAUAAAAAGUUUGAUUCAUGAAUAUUUUUCUUUCCAGUAAAUCAAUCUUCGAAAAAUGUUCAAUAAAAGUUAAUCCAUGAUGGAAUUUUCCCAUUACAUUCAGGGGUUUCAGAGUGGUCCCUAUAGUUGCAAUUUAGGGGUUUUUGGAGGCUCACAUCUAGGGACCACUUUACACCCCACUAUAGGGGUCACUUAAGCUGGCAAAAGUGGUCCGUAUAGGGAACAUGCUAGUCGAUAAUUCUUAUGAACUCUGAAGAAGCACUUCCAUGCGAAAAACUAAAGAAAUAACCUUUUUUUGAAUAAAAUUGUACGACCCUUUUAGGGACUACUCAAGCUUCAGAGGCUAAGGGGUCAUACUCGAACCCCUAUAGGGACCACUUUUAUUUUACAUUUUACCCCUACAGGGACCACUUUUUCAGUCCAUGAACGGUCUAUUUUCUCCCUGACCCUACAUGGACCACUCUAAAAUUCCUAAGCAGAAAGCUAACAAUGUGAUGCUUCAAUCGAUUCAGAAAAAAAAAAACUGAUUUUGAAGGAACAUAGUAUAAUUCAUUGAUGCACAUUACAAUCAACAUCUAUUCAAUUUCAUGAGUUUUGAAAACCUUCAUCAAAACAUGAAAUUCAGAUUUUCGAACUACUGUAGCCCCUUGUUGGUCCGAAUACGGAGAAGAGGUUUCCAAAUAAUUCUUUUUUUCAUAAAUUCAACAAUUCAGAUAACAGAAAAAUGCGAUACUCUCGCCGCUUUUCUGAAAGCUGAGAUUUUGAAACUCAUGCAGGCGGGUACUGCUGGAAUCGCGGAAUCCAUGGACAGCAUGUGCAAGUAAAUACCUAUGUUUCUUCUUUUUUUAAGCGAAACUCUUUCAGAAGCGUUUAUGGUUAUGACAGGUGCUUCAUGGAGGAAAAUUUCGAAUAUUGCGGUCCUUCAGCUGCCAAAUUUUUGGUCAAACUGAAUCAUCAGUCUUCCCAGUACGUGGAAAAAACUUCAAGAAUAGAAUAAAAUGAACCUCAGCACUCUGCUACAACUUCUGGAUGACACUGCGGUCAUAGACAAGCUGCCGAAAAGUUGCAAAGACUGGAUCAAUCAGAAGGUUUCUUUUCAACUUAUUCAUUCCCCUUGUAGUUUAUAAAAAAAUCGAUGAUUCUUCCGUUUUAAAAAACAUUUUUCAACAUUAUAUUUCAACUGAAUUGAUAAUCAAUCUGAUUUUCUUUUUCAGGGAAUGACUGCUUGGCAGAAAACCAAAACGGUUCAGAGAAAGCUUCGCAAUUCAGCCCAUUUCCCCAUUUUGGCACUUUUAUAUUUGUCUUUUUUGGUAACUGUAAGCUGAGCUAGUCACAUUUGCAUUUUUUUUUGUUCUUGCUCAACAUUUAAACCCCAAUAUUUAUUUCUUUCAUUUUCAAAACGUGUACUCAGGAAAAAAUAUAUUUUCCAGUUUUUAUGUGUGUCCGGUUGAUUUAUGAUAAACUGAUUUGCUGAGCUUGUCACAUUUGUAUUUCCGCAUUAAAUGCUUUUCAAAAUCGGAAAAACGCUCAUUAUUCCUGUGUCCAGUUCGAUCCGUUUUCUGAUUUUUAAGUAACAGAUUUUAUUAAACUGAACGGUUGAAUCGCUUGGGAAAGCUUGGAAAAUUCAUCGUAGUCAAAAAUCAAAUAGGAUGAGUUUAUUUUUACAGAUUCCCUCAUUGCGUUUUCUUACUAAAGAAAAAGGAAUUGUUCAAAACCUAUAUACCUUGAAAACCCGCCGUCAGCAGCUUCUUCAUACGAUAUAUUAAGUUUUUUGAAGCAAUUCAGUUGCUUCAAAAAACGACUGAAAACGGUUUUUCAAAACGUUUUUUCUUUGAAAAGUAUCUACACCCUAAACGUGGUGUGCUUUCAAAAUUUUUGGAAACAGGCAAUUAAUUCUGAAACGAGAGGCCAAGAAUGCGGAAAGCGUACGCUGACUGUGCGGUAUCGCAAGCCUCGUUUUUUUCCUCGUAUCUGUUUUUUUCUGUAUAUUUUUUUGAACUUAAAAAAAGUUUUGGACUAAAGAAAAGUAACAAUGAAACACAAUAUAAAACAAUAAAGAAGAAAAAUGUUCAAAAUUUUUUUGCUUUGGGUCUUUAAUUAUGGGAAUCGCGAAAAUCCCGUUAGACGUCUUUUCAAAAAUUUUUUCCAGCCAUUUCGACUGGUUUUUAUAGAACCAUUUUCCAUUUUUGAAUAAAGACUUUUUUGAUUGACCGGAAAAUCAUAAGCCUCAAAGCAUUCACAUCGUUUUGACGUAAAACAACUGAUUCACCGGAUGAAGCGCAAGUGUCAAGGAAAUUGAUAAAAAAAAACUCUUGUCAACAUACUCAAAAAUAGAAAGAUAAUUUGGUUUCUUGAAAACAUCACGGGCGAAAUGGGCUUUGCUUUGAUUAAAAGGGCAUAAAAAGAGGCAGGGAUAGAUAAUCCUUUUUUGUUGAGACUUCUCAUCGCAUUCAUGCCGAACCACUUUGCAACAACUCUGUCUGAAAUCCCAAUACUCGCCUUUGGUCCACUUUUUGAGCAUAUGGGAGAGAAGGCUGACUACAAGUUUUGUAGUGACGAGAAAGAGAAGAGCCGAAAUCCGAGUCGAAACUAAUACGCGCUGCCCAGGUUUUUGCGCUCAUUUGCAUUUUUGAAAGCGGCGAAAUAAUCUCCAGAUCCUGCCUUACGAGCUUUUCUUUUUGAAAUCGAUCAGCAAUUUUUUGAGCAAAAAAGGGACAUCUCGCUUGCCCUUCUCUGACAUUUUGUUGUUGCUAGCUAACGAAAAUCAAAAUCAAGGUGCAUUUCACGUCUUCGCGUCCAAAACGUUGAAUCCGCAUCAAUUAGCAUUUCCGAAAAGACGCGUGACUACUGUAGUUAGGGCGAGAUAUCAUUUUCCUGGCCUUCCUUCCAUUCCUUCUCUUUUUCCUUUAUAGUUUUAUUCUGAAUGAUUUUUCCGUUUAAUUUUCAACUUUUUGACUUCCCAUUGGACUCGUUUUUCAAAAUAGAUUUUCUCAUUGAGCUUGCUUUUUGUACUUUUUAUAUGACAUUCUGUUACUUUCAAGCCGAGCAGAUUAAGAUCGAAUGACUUCUCCGCCCAGCUCGCCCUCACACCUACAAGUGAGAAAGUUAAGCAUCACCAACGAAGAAGAAGCUAAGACAACUCCUCGAAAACCUGGCCGCAAGGUUCUCCUUCUGCUUCUCUUUCAAUUUUUCCCAUGAUCCCGAGAGUAAUAAACCUUCAAUUCAUAUUCAAAAACGGAUGAGUGGGACAUAAAAGAUCGAAGCUCUUAUCCCAAUUUUUCUGAGAAGCAUCUGAUGUGUUCCUCUCAAUAGCUGACGCAUUCCAACACGACCGAAUGCAAGGCAUAUUGUCCAUAAACACAUUGCUCUGCUUAAUCCUGUUUUCUAUCGCCUCUCGAAGACUUUUUGUACCUAUUAAUUUAUUUGAGAUCGCUGCUCUUGCCGGAGAAGACGAGAUGAGCGGACCUCCUCCAGUUCAACCUCACAAGAGUCGCUUCCGCAACGGUCAUGCUUCCUUCCGGCUCCGCAUGCUUCAGGAGCAACAUGGCUCCGGAUUCGAACCGGUAGGCUUCCACCAGAAUGAUGCUUUUUUGUACACAAUUGAUAGUUUUUCAGCUGAAACGGUAAGAUUUAAAAUUUUUCAAACUUUCUUAAUUUAUUCAGCUGUGAGAGAAAGGGAAGAGCCAACAAUUGUCAAUAACGUUUUGUGAUUUUCUUCAAGUUUUUAUGCGCGAUUCUUUAUCUAUCGAUAACCUGGUCCAACGCGGACUACGGUCGUCGGCAAGAAAAAAAAGCAAAGAGCGAUGUCCUGAUUCUGCGGAUACCCCGCCUCAUCUACCUCAAAGCAAUAUCUAGCUCACGCGACAAGAUAAUCCUUAUCACACACUGGCUUUUUAGCUUUUUUGUCGAUAUCUGUCCUCAUACAAAGCGGACAAGACGCUUAGAGUAAAGUUUUCUCCCACUCCUUUCUUUUCUUACAAUUUUUUUUCCUGACGUGAAUCCGCAAAAAAAAUGCCGCCUAUUUCAAUUUGUUCUCUAUCCUCCAAAUCAGAAGCAAUUAUCAACCAACGGAAGCCGUUCUUAAUCCGCAUUACGAAUAGAAACCUCCAGAAAUCUUUUUUCUCUCUCGCUCGAUGCUUCACUCGACUGGCAAUGUACAUCCCCGACAUUUAGAGUUGUGACGAGAAUUCGUGAGUUUUAAUGUCUUGGACGGCCGCCGGAGACAGCUCCUCUUGGGUUUCUUUCAAAUCAAAAGACAAGGUUUGAACGAAAAACCUUUUUUUUCUCCAAAAAAAAAUAAAAUUUCUGAUUCAUAGUCCCCCCUUCUAGGAAAUUACAAACGGAGAUUAAGCUUAGUAAAAAAAAGACAGAGAUCGAAGAUGAAGGUGUUAAGACAGAUAAGCACAUGCUAAAGCCGUCUUCUGUGCCCACUUCUCCAGCGGCAGCAGGCCGAUUGGAACCACUUGCCACCCUCGAGUUUGCACUAUCCGACUCUUCCAGCACAUCAAAAACCUAUUUUGUAGCGUCAAGAUGAAAAAAUUGUCCUCGCGCAGCACUACGCCGCCGGGCACUCCUACAAAACUUGCCGUUGAGCGCGAAUCGUUCAAGAAAACUCUUUCUCGGUGAGUUUUUCAAGAUGCUAGGGUUGAGGUUGUCACUUUGUAGGGGACCUGCACGUCAAUAAUUGUUAUGAACCUUAACCGAAGAAGAAUUGUCAUGAGAAAAACUGAACAAAUAAGCAUGUUUUGAAUGAAAUUGAGAGACCGCUAUAAGGUCCACUAAAGCUUUAAGGGGUUAAAUGUCAGACCCAAAACCCCUUUGAGGGCCACCUUAAUUUGACUUCUAUAUGGACCAUUUUUUGGCCCCUAGAGAGGUUUUUUCCCUAUUUCCAAGAUUAAUAGUCCGUUUGAAAUUUUCAAAAAACAAAACACAAAAAUAUUUUAUUUCUCUUUCUUUUCACGUGUUACCAUCACCGAUGUCAAAAAAAUGAAAAAAUCUUUUCAAUUUCAGUUCUAGUUCGGAGAAAAAAACAACCAGCGCUGGCGAGCCAGCAAUCGAAGAAACUCCCAGGACAGCUCUUCGUGCUGCGCGGCAAUUCAAAUCCGCCCAUGAAUCUUUCCGUCUGCGAAUGUUUCAGGAGCAGCACGGGUUGGAGGCCGUGUCCUGUCCUGGAUACCAAGAAUCCAAAACCCCAACGGUUUUUUAAAAAAUGACAGUUGUUGGCUCUUCUAAAAUUAACAGAUCUUGGAUUUGGAAUUCAUAAUGAAUGAUUUACAGGUUUUCAUGACGAAGAAGCGGACCAGGGAGAAUAAGUCGGUGAGUGAGUUCAAAGGCGGCGACCUCAACAAGUACACGGCGAAAACAUACGCUAUCCAGAAUGGCAACGAGGUUUUUGGAGGUUUGAAUAUCUUUCAAGUUUCAAUCUGGUAAAAGUAACCCAAGUGCGCGACAUCCAAGUAUGGUUCAUUCACUAUUGGUUCCUGAAUAAUUCCAGAAAACUUUGAUAAUAAUUUCAUUAGCCCAAAAAAAUCAGCGGGGAAUGUACAUUACUUAGAAUUUCAUAAUCACGCGAAACUGUAAUUUUAUGUAUUAUUAUGACUUCCAAAACAUAGGCAAAAUCGGAAAGGGUCGAAAAGGCUUCGUAGAAAUGUUCCUUUUAGGGUGAAAAUGGCUCCUUUUUGGUGCCCUUUUCCGGCUAUUAUGCACCAUUUUUGCUGCCUCUCCCUUUUUCCACCUUUUCUUGAGCCUUGGAAGUCCCAGAAAAAAACAGAAUGCUCGAUAAAGGUACCCUUUUUGCUACCUUUCUGCGACCUUUUUUGAGCCUCUCCCUUUCAGCAGCCAUUAUCCAUCAUUUGCCCGAGGAUAUAAAAUCAGGACUUUUUCAAGGAAGAACUGUUUCAAACCCUCAAGAAGAACGUUCCACACGCAAUAUGUUACAAAAUGUUUUUUUAUACUAAAAAAAGUUAAGUCUCAACUUGUCAUGCUUAUAAUUAAACAAGAGGACGAAAUCGCAACAAGUGAGGAACCACUAGAAAUUCAAGGGCUAGUGCAAAUUAAACUAGCGUGGCACAUUUGAAACGUCGCAAAAGGAGAAAUGUUCCCGUUCUCACUUUUUCUGAAUUUUAUUCAAGUUUUCUUCUUUUAAUUCAUUGCUUUUUUUUGAAAGGUUUAGCUUAAAUCCUUCUGAAAAAUAUUCGUCGAUUAUUCCUUCUGCUUAAAAAACGGUCAAAGAAAUAGCCCAAAAAGCGCCGAUCUCAUUUUUCUUGGGAACACGAUCUUUAUUUGGCACUUUGAGAUCAUUUCUGACCAAUUUUGUAGUAAUUUAAAGAUGAACUUAAAGUUUUUUGAAAGGUUCAUGUACUGAAUUUCAAAAAAAAGUUCUUUUCUUUUCUCAACUCUCUCAUUCAUGACCUCAAGUUGCCCUUUAAGUGAAUUACCUUGCUUAUGAAUGCACACGAAAAAGAGUAAGAACUUGUUUCUCCAUUGUUUCUGUCGUCAAACGCUCACUUCCACGCGGGUUAUUGGUCUUAAUAGCUUGAAACUGCCCAGUUAGCGUUUCAAACAAUGGACGAUUUGAUGUUACGACUUCCGUACGCCAUGAGUCAAACUUCUGGACGCGAGCCAAAGUCCAUGCACAUUGUUUUUCCGAAAGGUUUGUUGGAUUAUGUUUUCUUCUUCUUUUCUUGUCGAUGAUUAUGAAACUAUCAUUUCUUCAAAUUUUUCUGGCAAAAAGCAAGGAUAUUCGAUUUUCUGACAAAUGAGUCGUUUUUGAAAAAUUCCUUUUAUUCAUGAAAAGUUUGCGUUUUUUUUCAGCUAGAGGAAAAAAAUUUAGCGCUUUUUUCUGGUCCAAAAAUGCUCUUCAUAAUGAAACAUUACUUGGAUCGGUAGAACCGCCCUUUGGUGUAAUUAGAAGUAUCAGAGGGGUCCCUAUAGGGCUUUAGUACCUGUCCCCUUAUCACUUAAAGCUCAAGUGUACCCUAUAGAAGUCUCUCCUUUUUAUUCAAAAAACGCUUAUUUCAGUUUUUUCCAUGGAAACGCUUCUUCGCUUAGAGUUCAUAAAAGUUAGCGACUAGAAUGUUCCCUGUAGAGGCCACUAACUAAAACCCCUAUAGGGGCCGCUUUUGCAAGAUUUAGUGGAACCUAUAGGGUUUGUUAGAGCGGUCCCUAGAGUGGACCCUAGAAAAGGCCACUAAUCGCCCCUAUAGAGACCACUCUGAAGUACUGAAGUAUAAGAUAACUUUUUUCCGCACACUAAUUUUCUCGUUUUUGCCAGAAAUUUAUGUCUCAACGUCAAAUUUGUUCUUCGUUUACAAAAAGGAAACUUCUGAAAAAACAACUUCUUCAAAACUGUCAAUCUGGAGCAUUUCUAAUUUUUUUUUGUUGAGGUUUAUGAGAACGAGACUCGGAUAAAAUUAUUUCCAAACCCAGGAAGGAUGAAAGCCUAGAAACCCAAGCGAUAUCGGAAACACGAUUGUUUGUUUGAGGCAGAAUUAAUUGUGAAUCGGACACUCUAUCCACACCGCCAUAACCUUAUUUGAAAGGAGAACAAUCCUCGUCUCGAAGAAUCUCGAGCCCUUUUGGGACGAGAAGUGUCGAAAAAGGCGCCUGCCGAGCCGCUCACCUAUGCACAAGUGCACUCCGGAAGAAAAUUGUGUGGCUGA